This is a messenger RNA of Gossypium arboreum, 573 nucleotides long. RefSeq names its product flavonol 7-O-rhamnosyltransferase-like. The transcript has a single exon. NCBI's taxonomy places the organism in Eukaryota, Viridiplantae, Streptophyta, Magnoliopsida, Malvales, Malvaceae. The coding region runs from base 1 to 573 and encodes 190 amino acids. The record is from RefSeq and is a predicted model, not a curated record.
AUGGCUGAACUUUAUGAUCUUUUGUUUCAAUGGUUUCAAACCCACCAGUCCCCUCCUGUUGCCAUUAGCUUUCGUGGUUAUCCAUGCUCAUUCAACAUUGUCAAUGACGCGACGCUCCAGAAUUUCACUGCAAGAUCUCUUUUACCUAGUAUUAGAAGUUGGGAGCAUCAUUUUCAAUACGUUUUUGGAGAAGAUAGUGAUAAAAUGGAGAUCAGUAAGGAAUUUACUAACCAUGACCGAAUCUGGGCUGUAGGACCAUUGUUGCCCAUUAAAGCUACCAACAACGAGAAAGGUGCACCGAGUUCUAUACCAAGAGGUCAAGUCAUUGAAUGGCUAGAUUCUUGUAAUCGAGACAACUCGGUAGUGUUAAUUGGUUUUGGAACCCAGAUCUCCUUGACCAAACUGCAAAUGGAAGCAGUAGCAUCGUCAUUGGAAGAGAGUAGGUUUCAUUUCAUUUGGGGUAUCAAGGGUGACUCUCAAAAUCUGGUCCCCUUGGGUUUCGAAGAGCGUUUGGCAGGAAAGGUACUAAUGAUCAAAGGGUGGGUUCCUCAACAUGCUAUUAUGGAGCAUUGA